AUGGGGAACUGCUGCUGGACCCAGUGCUUCGGGCUUCUCCGCAAGGAAGCGGGACGGCUCCAGCGGGGAGGCGGCGGUGGAGGGUCAAAGUACUUUAGGACAUGCCCAACAGGCGAACAUUUCACAAUAGAGUUUGAAAAUCUAGUAGAAAGUGAUGAAGGAGAAAGCCCAGGAAGUAGUCAUAGGCCCCUUACUGAGGAAGAAAUAGCUGACUUAAGAGAGAGGCAUUAUGAUUCUAUUGCUGAAAAACAGAAAACAUUUGAUAUGAAAAUUCAGAGAGAGUUAGCCUUACAAGAAGAGAAGUUAAAACUAGAAGAAGAAGCUUUAUACGCUGCACAGCGUGAAGCAGCCAGGGCAGCAAAGCAGCGAAAGUUCUUGGAGCAAGAAAGGCAAAGGAUUAUGCAACGAUCUCAUCCUUCCAACACUGGAGAAUAUCAAAGUUCAGGGGCUGAAGAAGACUUUGAAUCCUAUUUGAGAAAUAUAAAAUCACAAUAUGAAGUUUUCCGAAGUAGUAGACUUUCAUCAGAAGCCACAGUUUUGACACCAAAUACAGAAAGUAGUUGUGAUUUAAUGACCAAAACCAAAUCAACAAGUGGAAACGAUGACAGCACGUCCCUAGAUCUAGAAUGGGAAGAUGAAGAAGGAAUGAAUAGAAUGGUCCCUUUGAGAGAACGUUCCAAAACGGAAGAGGAUAUUCUUCGGGCUGCAUUAAAAUAUAGCAGUAAGAAGACUGGAAGUAAUCCUACCUCAGCUUCUGAUGAUUCUAAUGGGCUGGAGUGGGAGAAUGAUUUUGUUAGUGCUGAAAUGGAUAACAAUGGCAAUUCCGAAUAUUCUGGAUUUGUGAAUCCUGUUUUAGAACUGUCUGCCUCUGAGUUAAAGACAUUGGAAGCAGAUCAGCAGGACAGAUAGGGUGAAUCUUCUGGCCU
Messenger RNA from Gracilinanus agilis (Agile Gracile Mouse Opossum), 926 nucleotides. It is a transcript of the gene AP1AR, whose product is annotated as adaptor related protein complex 1 associated regulatory protein. Gene Ontology annotation, molecular function: AP-1 adaptor complex binding. The transcript is spliced from 10 exons. The record is from RefSeq and is a predicted model, not a curated record. The coding region runs from base 1 to 909 and encodes 302 amino acids. Lineage: Eukaryota; Metazoa; Chordata; Mammalia; Didelphimorphia; Didelphidae. Gene Ontology annotation, biological process: negative regulation of cell motility; negative regulation of substrate adhesion-dependent cell spreading; regulation of Arp2/3 complex-mediated actin nucleation.